AUGGCAACCAUGAAAGCUGCGGUGAUUCAUGAACCGGGCGGCCCCGAAGUCCUCAAACUCGAAAACAUCCCCAUCCCAACCCCAAAGGACGAUGAAGUUCUCAUCCAUGUCAAAGCAUUCGGCCUCAAUCGGUCGGAGCUCUUCACCCGUCAAGGCCACAGUCCCGGAGUCAAGUUUCCUCGCGUCCUAGGGAUCGAGGCCUCCGGGGUGGUGGACAAGUGUCCCGGCGGCCAGUUUGAGCCUGGCCAGAAGGUCGCCACGGCCAUGGGAGGCAUGGGGCGAGCGUUCGACGGCGGAUACGCCGAGUACACGUGCGUCAAGGCGAGCAAUGUGCAAGCCCUCGAUACCAAUCUGGACUGGACCAUCAUCGGCGCCGUGCCCGAAAUGCUACAGACGGCGUACGGCUCUCUGUUCAAGGCGUUGCAUUUGACCCCGAAGGACCGGCUCCUGGUGCGUGGAGGCACGACAUCCGUGGGCCUUGCGGCGGCCGCCAUUGCCAAAAACCAUGGCUGUUUCGUGGCCUCCACCAGUCGGAACUCCUCUCAGGCCACGGCCGACCUGUUGAAGAAGUCCGGAGUGGACCAGGUCAUCGUCGACGAUGGAAAGGUCGCGGCGCAGGUCAAGGAUCACAAGUUUGACAAGGUCUUGGAAUUGAUCGGCACAGUCACUCUGGAAGACUCCCUGCAAUGCGCAGUUGGAGGGGGGAUUGUUUGCAUGACUGGAAUUGUUGGCAACAAAUGGACGUUCGAUAGUUUCGCUCCCAUGGAUGUCAUUCCAAACACGGUCUGCCUUACGGUCUACUCAGGUGGCCCAGAUGAAUUCAAGGAGACCCCACUGAAUGACCUGCUCAAGCAGAUCGAGGACGGCACGUUGCCGGUGCAGGUCGGCAAGGUCUUCAAGUUGGACCAGAUUGUCGAGGCACAUGACACCAUGGAAAAGAACCUCGCUCGCGGGAAGAUCGUUGUUCUAACGGAAUGA
This is a messenger RNA of Capronia coronata CBS 617.96, 978 nucleotides long. RefSeq lists its product as uncharacterized. The transcript has 2 exons. NCBI's taxonomy places the organism in Eukaryota, Fungi, Ascomycota, Eurotiomycetes, Chaetothyriales, Herpotrichiellaceae. Gene Ontology annotation, molecular function: oxidoreductase activity. The record is from RefSeq and is a predicted model, not a curated record. The coding region runs from base 1 to 978 and encodes 325 amino acids.